Molecule: messenger RNA, 616 nt
Organism: Prorocentrum cordatum
Lineage: Eukaryota; Dinophyceae; Prorocentrales; Prorocentraceae
Source: the annotation of a GenBank genome assembly
CGCGGCGCGGAUUCUACGUUGCUCUGCCAUGGCGGCUUGGCGCGGCGGCGUCCUGCUGGCGUCCUUGCUCGCCGCGCUCGCCAACACCGGCAGCUGCCAGGGCCUGCUCAGCAAGGCCGGGCCGCGCAGGAUCGUCCGGGCGAAGAAGCAGGGGCCCGAGGCCCCCGUGGACGCCGCGGCAAGGGGGCUGGCCCUGGACGACGCGCUCGAGGAUGCGGCCAUCUCGCUGAUGCAGGAGCGCCGCGAGAAGAUCCGGGCUGGUCGGGGCGGCUGCCGCGGCGGCCCCGGGGCCGCGGUUGCCUCCGGCGGCGGCCACGCCGCGGGCCUUUCGGCCGACGCCGCCCUGGCCGCCGCGGUGUCCGACGGCCUCGAGGACGGCGCGGCGGCCCUCUCCCUGGCCCAGUACGGCGGCGGCAGGGUGCUGGCUGGUCGGGUGGCCACUGGCGACGCCCGUGCCGAGGACGCCGGGUGCGUGGACCGCCGGGCCGCGUCUGGCCUGACGCAGGCCGUGGAUCCCGACGUGGUGGACAUGAUGCUCGCGGAAGAGAUGGAUGUGUCUCUGACUCAGGUGGGCGCCGGCCUCGAGUUCGGCAGCGCACCGCGCUCGGCCGGCUGA